Pyricularia grisea is the source of this 771-nucleotide messenger RNA. RefSeq lists its product as uncharacterized. The record is from RefSeq and is a predicted model, not a curated record. Gene Ontology annotation, cellular component: cytosolic large ribosomal subunit; ribosome. Gene Ontology annotation, biological process: cytoplasmic translation. Gene Ontology annotation, molecular function: structural constituent of ribosome. The coding region runs from base 90 to 419 and encodes 109 amino acids. The transcript is spliced from 5 exons. Lineage: Eukaryota; Fungi; Ascomycota; Sordariomycetes; Magnaporthales; Pyriculariaceae.
UUUAAAAAUUUGAACCUUUUGCUUGUAUCGACGACCAAAACGCCUCAAACCGCCCACCCAUCUACUAACCCCCAAAACCAACAGCAAAGAUGGCUCCCACCAAGAAGGGCGAGGUUCCCCGUACCGGUCUUGCUACCGGCCUUAACCGCGGCUUCAAAACCACCGCCAGGGUCUCCAAGCCCCGCGUUAGCUCUACCAAGGGCCACCUCAGCAAGAGGACUGCCUUUGUCCGCGAGCUCGUCAAGGAGGUCGCUGGCCUUGCCCCCUAUGAGCGCCGUGUUAUCGAGCUGCUGAGGAACGGCAAGGACAAGCGUGCCCGCAAGCUGGCCAAGAAGCGCCUCGGUACUUUCGGCCGCGCCAAGGCCAAGGUCGAGCAGCUCCAGACCGUCAUUGCUGAGGCCCGUCGUGCCGGCCACUAAGCACCAUAUCCUAUAACUGGGGAUGGGAACAAGAACAAAAAAUAAAAGGAGUACGUGACGGGUGGAAAUCGGCAUGACAUGAUGGGCGAUACCAGUCGCCCUUGGGAAAGUUAGAUACAUCAUGGGCAAAUUAUACCAGGAACACUUCAGGGUGAUUUUUUUACGGCAGCAUCUUCAUGUUGGUCAUUCAUUGAUUCGUGCCUUGGGGGCACCGGCGUCCUGGGCUGGGAAAACAAGCUAGUUUUGACAUUUCAUCAUGAACAUGACGUGCCCCGUUGAUGAUCUCCCAAGUCAAUCCCAAGCUAUGAGCAUUGACCUAGGCUAUGUUUGCUGUAUAAUGUUGCUAGAUUCC